Messenger RNA from Charadrius vociferus (killdeer), 2557 nucleotides. RefSeq names its product HECT domain containing E3 ubiquitin protein ligase 2 (gene HECTD2). The record is from RefSeq and is a predicted model, not a curated record. NCBI's taxonomy places the organism in Eukaryota, Metazoa, Chordata, Aves, Charadriiformes, Charadriidae. The transcript is spliced from 23 exons. Gene Ontology annotation, biological process: protein polyubiquitination. Gene Ontology annotation, molecular function: ubiquitin protein ligase activity. The coding region runs from base 1 to 2349 and encodes 782 amino acids.
AUGCAGAGGGUAACCCAGGACAUCGGAAGAGAAGGUGCUCGCUCUGAGAGAGGCUUGCCCCGGAAUGGCCAGCAGCCUAACGCUUACGGCUUUAAGCGCCAGCAAGGCAGCAGACUCAGGGCAGAGCAAGGGCUCCGCCUGACCGGGAACAAGAACUUGGCCCGGGCAUCCCACACGUGCCUCGAAUGCCAGGCUGCUGCUGUUCACAAGGGGUUGGAGAGAGGAGCCAAAAAUCAGUUUUCCACUUUCAGCAAUUUCAUCACAACUAUCAACCAAAAGAAAGAAGGCAUCGGAAACAGAAAUUCGCCUACGCUUGUUAUACCCAACAUCAAAAAUGUGAGAGACCUACCACCUAUUUGCCUGGAUGUACGACAAAAGCAGCGCAUAUCUAUAGAUACACUACCCCAAGAACUGAAAGCACCGAUUCCUCCUGAACCUUCCCUUCCCAUCCGAACCAAAACUGUGAAAGAUUUUCAGGAUGAUGUGGAAAAGGCUAAGUCAUCAGGAUAUUGGAAAGCUGUACAUGAUUUUUAUUCUACAACAUUUGAUUCUUUCCUGGAGAUAAAUGCUGCAUUUAAGAAAGAUACUAAUUCUCCGUUUAAUACCAUUGAGGACUCUGGAAUCAAUGCAAAAUUUGUGAAUGUUGUCUAUGAUGCCUUAUUAAAUACUCCUCAAGAUGUUCAGAAGUCAGUCCUAAAAGGAAUAAUUAAUGGGCUGCUACAAGAAUGGAAAGGGCCACGAACGAAAGAUGAUCUUAGAGCAUACUGUAUACUUUUACAGAAUCCUCAAUUUAGUAACACUUCUACUUAUGUCAUCUAUGCUCACUUGCUAAGACAGAUAGCAGCCUUAACAGAAGCUGACCAUCAUUUCCUAGUGCACUGGUCUAAAAAGAUUUCACAGAGGAGGUUCAAGCAGCUGGUGGACAGGUUGCUGCAAUUUAUUUCUUUACGCCUGUUUCCUGCAAAACCUGAAGAGUUUCCACCUAUGGUGAAAUGUACCUGGUGGAUUCCAUCAGCAACCAAAGUCCUGGCUUUAUUUAAUGCUGCAAAUAGUCUGAUCAGUCCUCCUAUUAUUUCAUACACGGACUUCUAUAAUUCUACACUUGAUCAUAUUGAUCUUAUGGAAGAAUAUCAUAACUGGCAAUGUUAUGGAAAUUCUCACAGCAGGUUUUCUUUCUGUCAAUACCCAUUUAUUAUUUCUAUAGCAGCAAAAAAAGUAAUUAUUCAAAGGGACUCAGAACAACAGAUGAUCAGUAUUGCACGACAAAGCCUUGUGGAUAAAGUCUCCCGCAGACAGAAACCUGACAUGAACAUGUUGUUCCUAAAUGUGAAAGUGAGGAGGACGCACCUAGUUAGUGAUUCACUUGAUGAGCUAGCGAGGAAGAGGGCAGAUCUGAAAAAGAAGUUGAAAGUCACAUUUGUAGGGGAAGCUGGUCUUGAUAUGGGUGGCCUGACAAAAGAAUGGUUUCUUCUUCUCAUUCGCCAGAUUUUUCACCCAGAUUAUGGCGAUAACUAUUCUGAAUUCCGAUUGGUUGGAGCUCUUAUGGGACUUGCUGUAUAUAAUAGCAUCACCUUGGAUAUUCGUUUCCCACCUUGCUGUUACAAGAAACUAUUGAGUCCUCCCAUUGUUCCCUGUGAUCAUAACACACUUGUAGGCAUUUGUGAUGUCACAUUAGAUGACCUGUUUCAGAUUAUGCCUGAAUUGGCCCAUGGACUAAGUGAACUUCUAUCCUAUGAAGGCAAUGUCGAAGAGGAUUUUUACUCAACCUUUCAGGUUUUUCAGGAAGAAUUUGGUGUUAUAAAAUCUUACAAUUUAAAGCCAAAUGGAGAUAAAAUUCCAGUGACAAAUCAGAAUAGGAAAGAAUAUGUGCAGCUCUAUGUUGAUUUUCUUCUCAACAAAUCAAUCUACAAACAAUUUGCUGCUUUCUAUUAUGGAUUUCAUAGUGUCUGUGCUUCAUAUGCGUUACUGCUGCUUCGUCCAGAAGAGGUUGAAAUUCUUGUCUGUGGCAGUCCUGAACUGGAUAUGUCCGCUUUACAGCGAAGCACCCAAUAUGAGGGCUACCAAAAAACUGAUCUUACUAUACGAUACUUUUGGGAUGUAGUACUUGCAUUUUCUCUUGACCUUCAAAAGAAGCUGCUACAUUUUGCUACUGGAAGUGAUAGAGUACCUGUGGGAGGAAUGGCUGAUUUGAAUUUCAAGAUUUCAAAGAGUGAAACGUCCACUAAUUGGUUACCUGUGGCCCACACCUGCUUCAACCAGCUUUGUCUCCCUCCUUACAAGAACAAGAAGGAACUGAAGCAGAAGUUGAUCAUUGGAAUUUCAAAUGCAGAGGGUUUUGGCCUAGAAUAAAAUGAAAUACUUCAAGAACAGCAUUUUUAUGUAGCAUUCACUCUCUUCUAAUUGUGCCUUUAAGCUUUUUGUCGUUAUGUCUCUUGAUACUGUGCCAGUCUUACCCAACUUAGAUAUACUUUUUUUUAAAUUAAAUAUAAAGUGUAUGUUUUUUCCUGAAUGGCAAUACAUUUACUGCUUGCUUUGUCACAAAAAGUAGCUUUCUUCA